Messenger RNA from Sebastes umbrosus (honeycomb rockfish), 2339 nucleotides. Its product is annotated as zinc finger protein 436-like. Bases 111 to 2186 code for a protein of 691 amino acids. Gene Ontology annotation, biological process: regulation of transcription by RNA polymerase II. Gene Ontology annotation, molecular function: DNA-binding transcription activator activity, RNA polymerase II-specific; RNA polymerase II cis-regulatory region sequence-specific DNA binding. Lineage: Eukaryota; Metazoa; Chordata; Actinopteri; Perciformes; Sebastidae. Gene Ontology annotation, cellular component: nucleus. The transcript has 6 exons. The record is from RefSeq and is a predicted model, not a curated record.
UUUCUACUCGGACGACAUAUAAGGUGGCACCCAAACCGGAAGCGGGUGCAGCUAGUAAACAAAGCCAGCAGGCCGUGAGUAGAUGAUGUCUCCAUCACUCAGCUAACAUCAUGUCUACCGGAGAGAAAGGAGAGAAAGGAGAUCUCCUCAGAGGCUUCAUCGCUCAGAGACUCUCCGCAGCCUCUCAGGAGAUCCUCGCGGUCGUUGACAGGAUCGUAUCCGGCUUCGAGGAGGAGGCGUCGGGCUUCAGAGAGCUCAUCGCCCGGCAGAGCAGAGAGCUGGAGCGGCUGCAGGCUCAGCUCUCAGGUGUCAAGGGCAGCAGGAGCCUCGGCCAUGUUGAGGAAGAGGAUGAAGAUGAGGAGCAUCCAGAGAACCUGGAAGACUCGACUGAUCAAACUCCAUCAAGGUCUUUUCCCCCCCGAUGUUACUAUAAGAGGAGGAAGUCUGGCAGACCUCAGAUCAGUAAAACACAGAACCAUGUAGACCUCAGGAUCCGGAUCCUGGAGGACUCUCAGACCGCCGUGCUCUCAAACAGCGUUCUGAAGAAAUGUCCGAUGCUGAAGCUGAAGUGUCCCCGAGACCUGCGGGAGGACGACUUCCUGGACUUGCUCAGGUCCACCUUCCCCCAGCUGUCCGGGGACGACAAACCUUUCGACGUGUUGACGUCGGACAAGAGACGGAGACUCCAGCUGCUGAGAGUGAAGACGCUGACGGCGGAGGAGAUCCACAGAAACAUCAGCUGCUCCGGAUGGAAGUCGACUGUCUACAUCAGACUGAAGACACAAAGGGAACGUCAGCUCAGAGAAGAAGAGGUUCAUCCUCUCCAGAUAAAAGACUCUGAGGACUCUGAGUCCACCGCUGCCCUGCAGACGUGUGACGGAACCAGACCUGAGACGAGCUCAGCAUCACAACAACUCGACAUGGAAACGGAGGAGGCUGACGAUGAGGAUCGGGGGAUAUCGGAACCGGCUGAGAGUAAAGGCGACGGUAACGAUGAAAAGGAAGAAGAAAGAGAAGAAGCGCAUGACAGCGAUGACGAUUGGAAACCAGACAAGAGCGACGAGGAGCUGAAAGAAAGUGACUCUGAACUGCAGUCUGAGACGAUGACAAAGAAGGAGAAAGCCAGACGUUCUGGUGUCAGGACCGCCAAGUCAAAGACUGAGAAUGAUGUCCUCUCCUGCAGAGUCUGCGGAGCUCUGCACAGAUCAGAUGUCGAGCUCGUCAAACACGCCUGCGGUCACGUGGACGAUCCGGGAAGUCUUUGCGGAGUGUGCGGAGAGCUUUCAGAGUCCGCGGAGGCGUUGAGGGAUCAUCUUCAGAGUCGCCACAAAACUGACGACUGUCACAUCUGCGGAGAGUCUUUCCUCAGCGUCCUCAGCCUCGACGAGCACGUGGCCGCCCACUCGGGGGAGAGACCGUACAAAUGCGAUGUUUGCCGUGACGCAUUUGCAUUGAAGGCGUCCCUGGAGAACCACCAGAAACUCCAUCAGGCCGGUAAACUGAACAAAUGUUACACUUGCCACAAAGUGUUCGCACUGAAGGAGCAGCUAAAAGCUCACCGCAAGACUCACACCAGCAAAAAGACGCACCUCUGCGGCGUGUGCGGCAAAUCCCUCAGCGACUACAGAUCUUUAUCCCGCCACAAGAUGACCCACUCCGGGGAAAGACCUCACAGCUGUCAGAUUUGCGGGAGGCGUUUCAAACUUCCGGGGACGCUGAGGCAGCACGAGAAGAUUCACACGGACCGAGAGAGAUCGUACCUCUGCGAUGUCUGCUGCAAAAUGUUCCUGACGAGCAAGCAGCUGCAGAUCCACAUGAGGACGCACACCAACGAGAAGCCGUACCACUGCGGCGAAUGCGGUAAAGGAUUCACCACCAAGGGACCGUUGACGAUUCACAUGCGGGUCCACACCGGAGAGACACCGUACUGCUGCCCGGACUGUGGCUGGUCCUUCAAACGCAAGAUCAAUCUGGAUAACCACGUGACUGUCCAUUCGGGCCUCAAACCGUUUGUUUGUGGGAUUUGUGGGAAAGCUUGCGCUCGCAAAACCUACUUGACGGUCCACAUGAGGACCCACAACGGAGAGAGACCAUACAAGUGUACCAUCUGUGACAAAGCCUUCACUCAGAGCCACUGUCUGAAAACACACAUGAAGAGCCACCUGGUGGCCGAAGCUGCGACGUGACACUGACAACGGACCAAACUCGUAUUUUAAUUUUCUCCUGUGAGACUGUGAAUUAUUGUUUUCUUAAGUUAUUGUUUUUGUACACUGAGAAGUUCACGGCAUGUCGCGCUGUGCGGGAUGGCUCAAAUAAAAUCGGUCUGUAUAAUCUCAGAA